AUGAUGGCGAGCGCUGGCCCGCGCUCUGAGCGCGAGAAAAGCGAGGAUCAAUUAGCCAAUAUGGUUGACGAUGGAUUCUUGACAAAGAAACACCCAUACAGCAAAUUUCUCGCCUUUCUAGAUUUCAAGGAUGAUCCGGUUUUCAACGCUUUUCGCCGCAAGCUGGAGAGCUUUGCUGAGCAGCAUAACUUCAAGUUAACUGAUAUGGAAGGAGAGGAAAUUAAUGACUCCAAGACACGAGACGCUUGCGCCCAACGAUUUCUCGCCCGGUUCGGAAAAGAGUAUUGGGGGGAUGAGGUUGAGAAAAGGGAAAAGUACUUGACCACCAACGAUGGUCGGGACGACAACUUCCAGUGGCCAAAGGAUAAGGACCCAAUUACCAAGGCAGUCGUGAUACUGCUUUGGAAGAUCGCUGGGGGCAAGAGCAGACCCAAACGGGAGUCCAUCUCACAACUGCCCACAACCACGCGGCCGACGCAGCUGACGCAGCCUGCCCAGCCAGUUCAGCGCAGCACUCAGGCAACCCAGCCAAAUGAGCCGAGUCAAACAGGCCAAGCAAGUCAGUCAACCCAACAAAGUCGACCUAAACAACCAACCCAACCAAAUCGACCUAGUGAGACAGCUCAGCCAAAUCGAUUUACUCAGCCAACUCAGGCUGCCCGGGCAGUCCCACGAGCUCACUCUGCGGAACCGGUAACCCCGACUCGAAUCAAGAAGGAUCUCUCGGCUUCCCCUACCCUUGUCAAGAAAGUCCCUCCGCCUCCUCAGAUAGGGAAUUUCGUGCCAGCAAAGGAAAACACUUCACCAAGCGGAAAGCAAGCUCAUCGCAACUCCAUGUCUUCAUCGUCAAACUCUCUGAAGAUUGCCUUUCCCGAAAACCCUGGCGCUCAUGACCAGCGAACAUACUUUUUAGUCCGGGAAGAACGGUCCCCGGCGAAAGCACGGUCCAUUCCGUGGCAGAUGUUCAAGACUAGUUCGGAGCUGAUAGAUCGUAUGGUCUCCGAGCUGGCCCAUGGGGACGACCCCAGUGAGUGGCAGCUGCACUACGAGCUUAAUCAGUCCCGAUACUCAUAUGCAGUCGUCCAUCUCGUAUGGUCGGACUUGAAAUUUGUGAUUCGUCGAGGCAAUGACUGGGACCUGCAAGAGCUGGUGCGACAUGUUGGGUGUGGUUGGCACGCCGAUGACCAGGGCAAAAUUUCUGCGGCGGAAUUUCGUAUUGAGGUGACCUUGAAGGAGUAG
Messenger RNA from Penicillium waksmanii, 1239 nucleotides. RefSeq lists its product as uncharacterized. Bases 1 to 1239 code for a protein of 412 amino acids. NCBI's taxonomy places the organism in Eukaryota, Fungi, Ascomycota, Eurotiomycetes, Eurotiales, Aspergillaceae. The transcript has 5 exons. The record is from RefSeq and is a predicted model, not a curated record.